Molecule: messenger RNA, 2122 nt
Organism: Frieseomelitta varia
Lineage: Eukaryota; Metazoa; Arthropoda; Insecta; Hymenoptera; Apidae
Gene: hry
Product: protein hairy-like
Exons: 3
Coding region: 578-1669 (363 amino acids)
Biological process (GO): anterior/posterior pattern specification; regulation of transcription by RNA polymerase II; regulation of neurogenesis
Cellular component (GO): nucleus
Molecular function (GO): DNA-binding transcription factor activity, RNA polymerase II-specific; protein dimerization activity; RNA polymerase II cis-regulatory region sequence-specific DNA binding
Source: RefSeq, a predicted model, not a curated record
UGGUGGGGGAUUCGCGCGAGGCAACCCGACACGGUCGGUGGGUUCGUAGGAACCCGAGAGGGGGCACUUAAAGGCACCCGGGUGCCGUCCGACCGUCGGAAUUCGGCGGUGGAAGGGAAGUCCAGGUUAAACCGUCACGCGCUAUCCCCUCUUGUGCCGGCUGGUUGCCGUUUGCCCCCACCCUUAAGGUGGCAGCGCCUCCAUCGGGCAUUCCACUGAGUGGCACGCUUCGACGAGACGACAGAAGACGUUCGCGGUUCGUGCAGUCAGUCGUGCUCUGACGACCGUCCCGAGUAGUCGGAGUUCGGUGAUUGAAUCGAAGCGAGCAAAGAGAGACGACGUGCGUUCUCUUUGCUGCGUUCUCUGCGUCCGAAUAUAUUCGUCGCUGUUCGGUAAUCGUCGCUUCGGCCAGUCGCUUGGAUUACAAAUGCGAGCACCGGCCUAGCAAGAACGCUACCUUACAGUGCUACCCAUUCUGGAUUAACAGUGUGCAGUGUGCAGCUUGACGACAAAUCGUGCCGGACGAUUUGUCGACUAUUUCCGUUUGAUCUCUGUUUUGUGACGCGAGACGGUCACGAUGGUGACAGGGGUGGGUGCCACGAUGCCGACAGGCGGUGUCACCGUCGGUGCUACGCCACCGGCGCAACACGUGCCCCAGGAGGCUGGACAGCCCCCUGCGCAAACAACAACAACCACCACCACCACCACCACGAGAAGAUCCGGAGAGAAUCGACGGAGCAAUAAACCGAUAAUGGAAAAACGGCGACGAGCCCGCAUUAACAACUGCCUAAACGACCUGAAGACCCUCAUACUGGAUGCCAUGAAAAAAGACCCAGCGCGACACUCGAAGCUGGAGAAAGCGGACAUCCUGGAGAUGACGGUGAAGCACCUGGAAACGCUCCAGCGUCAACAGGUAGCAUUGGCGGCUGCGACCGAUCCGAACGUGCUGAACAAAUUCCGCGCUGGUUUCACGGAAUGCGCCGGCGAGGUUGGCAGAUUUCCCGGGCUGGACGCCUCGGUGAAGAGACGUUUGAUGGCCCACUUGGCCUCCUGCCUCGGACCGGUCGAGGCGAGCAACAACAACGGGCAGGCAGCGAACCAGCAGCCUGUCCAACCGGCGCCACCGACCACGCAGCUCCAAGUGCACAUUCUCCCCCAGGUGGACGCCACGCCGAGGAUCCAGGUCCAACAGUCGAACGGCAUCUUCUUCACGAACGCGAACGGCACCGGGCUUCAGUUGGUCCCGACCAGGCUACCGAACGGAGACAUCGCGUUGGUGCUUCCGGCGGGCGCGAAAGCGACCCCCGUUACGUCACCGGCCACGUCCCCGGCGCCAACCUCGCCUCUGCCAACUCUGAUCCCGAUUCCUCAGAGAACGGCCAGCACCGCGUCGGCGUCGUCCUCCUCGUCCUCUGCCAGCUCGACGUCCACGUCCGCGGCGAGCCCGGUGGCGUUCGAGGCACCUCCAGCCACGUUCCGCGAACAGCCGGUGGCCUACACGAACGGCAACAGUCACAGAGACGUGGCCACCUCGCCGGCUAACGGAUACACCAGCGACCCGGAGUUCGAUCCUCGCGUGUACAGCCCACCGCUUCAGAAACCCCUCGCGCUGGUGAUGAGGAAGAGCGUCGUGCCCGAGGUGGGAGAGAAACCGUGGAGGCCGUGGUAAAUAGACACCGUGUGGAACCGAUCUCUUUGAAUAUUCUCGCCGAUUCGGACAAGUUCGGGGACGAACUUUGAACUUCACGUAUCGUUUUUUGUACAAUCGUACCAGUCGCGGGUGAUGGAAAGAUGCCAAGUCUCGAGUGAUACACGUUAUACACGCUUCGGCGAGAAGAGACGAGAGUAGUGGACCGUAGAUCGGAGAGUAGUCCCGCGGAACACGGAUCAUUGUUCCUUUCGUCGUGUGGCGCGUUCUAGAAAUCGCGGUGAAGGAUGUCCUGCCAGCUAGGAGAUCUCGCGCGAGCUGGGAGAAACCGUCAGAAUUUCCAUAUUUCCCCCGAGUGCGUGCAGUCGGCCAGUAGCCUAUGAGGCAGUGCCUUAUACAGUGCCUUGUAAAUAUUAUUUUUAAUUUAGAUCCCAUUAAACGUCCCGUCGAAAUUCGUCGAGAACCAUGGUCUAG